AUGGCAAGUCAACAGCAAGCAGAGAGAGCGUGCGAGCAGCAAGCAGAGAAGAGAGCAGCAAGCAGAGGAGAGAGAGAGCGCACGAGCAGCAAGCGGGGGAAGAGAGCGCGCGAGCAGCAAGGAGAGGAGAAAGCGCCUGAGGAGCAAGUGAGGGAAGAGAGAGCAGCAAGCAGAGGAGAGAGCAGCAAGCGAGCAGCAAGCAGAGGAGAGAGCGCGCGAGGAGCAAGCAGAGGAGAGAGUGCGCGAGGAGCAAGCAGAGGAGAGAGCGCGCGAGGAGCGAGCAGAGGAGAGAACAGAGGAGAGAGCGCGCGAGGAGCGAGCAGAGGAGAGAACAGAGGAGAGAGCGCGCGCGAGGAGCGAGCAGAGGAGAGAGCGCGCGAGGAGCGAGCAAAGGAGAGAGCGCGCGAGCAGCGAGCAGAGGAGAGAGCGUGCGAGGAGCAAGCAGAGGAGAGCGCGCGCGAGCAGCAAGCAGGGCAGAGCAAGCGAGCGCUUGUGCAAAGGGGCCAGCGAGAGAUUGACAAGCAAGCAAGAGCGAACACGAGCGCGCAGCCAGGCAAGCAAACAGCGGCGCAGGAGCCAGAGCGCGAGGAGCCAGGCCGGCAAAGGCGUGAGCCCGGGGGACGUAAAAGGCGGCGCAGGGGGGAGAGAGGGAUCGUGGCAGGAGACAGCAUCUGA
Molecule: messenger RNA, 675 nt
Organism: Mauremys reevesii (Reeves's turtle)
Lineage: Eukaryota; Metazoa; Chordata; Testudines; Geoemydidae
Product: vicilin-like seed storage protein At2g18540
Exons: 1
Coding region: 1-675 (224 amino acids)
Source: RefSeq, a predicted model, not a curated record